AUGUCAUCUGCUCCAGCCGUGUCCUCUGCGGCGCCCUCGAAAGGGGCGCCGGCGUAUACAAUUAGCACCGGCUCCCGACCCUACCGGUCUCACAAAGUGAGAGCAUGCGAUCUCUGUCGCAAAAGGAAAUCUCGCUGCACCGUGGAUUUGCCUGGCCAGUCAUGCCUCUUGUGCCGAAUCCAGGGUGCCGACUGCCACUACAAGGAGGACACCGGCUCAACCACGUCUUCUCUUCAUGGGAGCAACACCGAGACCAAACAGUGGUCUCCGGCGCCGGCGACUCAACGAAAGCUUAAGAGGAAGUUCGAAGAAUCACCCAUAGAGCGGGGCCCUGAUCGGAAUCUUAUGAACACUCCAUCAGUGACUGCGGCCGCCCAACCAUCAUCCGCUACACACCGGGACGAACCGAUUCUUGACAACCGCCACAACCACAACGGGCUUGGGGGAUCCAUGAAUGAGUCCGUGCAUAUCAUUGGACCAGUUGCCGCUGAGGACGCCCAGGUGAUAGAACGCUACAUGCCUUCCGAGAGGUCAAGGAAAAGCCCGGACGUCAAGACGCCAUAUAACGUUUACUCAAACGACCCGAGAAAGCCAAUCCUCUAUACGACAGUGGCACGGCAAAGGCAAGGGGUGCGAUCCAGUGGCGUUCCUGGAGAAAACCAAAAGGAUAUCAUCGAGCAGAUCCUGGGCCCGUUCAAACACGAUCUCGUUGCCAUAUUUUUGGAUAAAAUCAAUGCUCCGUUUCCGAUUUUCGAUGAACAUGUCUUUAUGGAGGCUUAUAAGCUCGGGGACGGGAGCUUGCCUCCACCCCUAAUGUGCCAAGUAUAUGCCAUGUCUCUCAUUUACUGGAAUCAGUCGCCGGUUCUAGCGCCACAUCCUAAACCCGAUAUUAGAUACGCAGUAAAUCUCGCCGUUGCUGCUCUUCAUGAAGAGUUCUCCGCCCCGGGGUUAUCCACCUUGGGUGCCGCCUUGAUUGAUUUGACUGGGCGUCCAAUUUUCUCAAUGACCGGGAAUGCCAUCAACACGGGACGUACUGUUGCGCUUUCACACUGCCUUGGCUUGAAUCGUGACCCUAGCAACUGGAAGCUUUCUCAGGCUGAGAAGAAUAAUCGCAUCCGCCUAUGGUGGGCUGUGGUUAUCCAUGACCGAUGGGCGAGUUAUGGACACGGAGUACCCUCACAGAUCUCGCGGAAUCAGUACGAUGUUCCACUCCCCACAAUUGACAUGCUGGUCCCACAUGCUAGCGCCACCCAACAACGGUUCAGGGCCGCGCACGGAUAUAUUUUCUUGUGUCGUCUUACAGAGAUCCUCGGGGACCUGCUUCCAUUGGUAUAUGGACUGCAGCCGAAAAACCCGAAGGACACAUCUAAAAUCGUACGGCGAAUGAGGACGGAGCUCGACAGGUGGGAAGACUCACUGCCUGAGUGGCUGAGAUCCCCUCAGAUUGAAAACGCGGCCCCAACAUCUGGCUCGAGCAGUCUGCAAUUAGCCUUCUUAGCAGUGAAGAUGCUUGUUUGUCGGAUAGAGCUCCAGGAAAUAAACCAUUCCGAGAACUCCAAUCCCGAAGCCCGUCGGUAUUUUCAAACAGAAUGUAGAAAAGCGGCAGAAGAUAUAGUGCAGUUUCUUCUUUCACUUAAAAGGCCGCAUUUCCAAGAAUUCUGGAUGUCAUAUAGCGCAUACCAUCUUACGUCGACGGCGACCUUUCUAUUCCGCUGCGCGUUGGAGACUUCUGACCCUGACAUUGCACGAUCUUGCUUGGCAAACGUCGAUACAUUCCUGGGCGUCCUCCGAAGAGCCCGCCUUGAGCAUGAGUGGGAUGUGGCCGACAUGUGCCUCGACCAUUGCGAAAGGAUUGUGAGCAAACAUCCAGGAAUUAACUCAGAGGAACCCCACGCCUCAGUCAGUCAGCCCUGCGAAAUAAGUGACACUCCUGUUUCGAUGUCCAUGCCAAUGCCCGAAACGCCUUGUCAUAACGAUAUCGUUGGAGAUAUGAUGUCCAUAUCCGGGACGUUUGGGACGAUGGACGGCUUCCCGUUUGACAUGACCGGAAUCUGGGACGUUCCUGGACUUCAGGACCAGGAAAGCCAUUUCAUGAAUAUACCGACAUCGAUGUGA
Uncinocarpus reesii 1704 is the source of this 2115-nucleotide messenger RNA. RefSeq lists its product as uncharacterized. Gene Ontology annotation, biological process: DNA-templated transcription. The record is from RefSeq and is a predicted model, not a curated record. Bases 1 to 2115 code for a protein of 704 amino acids. Gene Ontology annotation, molecular function: DNA binding; DNA-binding transcription factor activity, RNA polymerase II-specific; zinc ion binding. NCBI's taxonomy places the organism in Eukaryota, Fungi, Ascomycota, Eurotiomycetes, Onygenales, Onygenaceae. The transcript is spliced from 5 exons. Gene Ontology annotation, cellular component: nucleus.